Messenger RNA from Vitis riparia (riverbank grape), 1949 nucleotides. RefSeq lists its product as uncharacterized. The record is from RefSeq and is a predicted model, not a curated record. NCBI's taxonomy places the organism in Eukaryota, Viridiplantae, Streptophyta, Magnoliopsida, Vitales, Vitaceae. Gene Ontology annotation, molecular function: phosphoglycerate dehydrogenase activity. The transcript is spliced from 2 exons. Bases 552 to 1499 code for a protein of 315 amino acids.
UUUAUCUUUUUGUUGUUUUGUUUCUGUGUUUAGAUGUUUUUGCCUGGUUGAAUAUUCCUUUCUCAAUUACUUCUUGUUUCUUUCUUUAAUUCAAUUCCAUCAUAAAUCAAAAGUAGCAUCUAAAGGUCCCAAUCUUUUGCUUAAGCGCUUUGUGUUGAUGGGUUUCAUUUCCUUCCUGAGACUGAGUUUGCCUUCUUCUCUCCCUUUUCCAUCUUCUUUAUUAAGGGGGCCUGUCCCUCUCAAUUGGGUUUCUUUGAUUAUGAAGAGAAAGUUGUUUUCCCAUGUAGAAUAGUUGGGCUUUGUCUCUUUUCUAUAAGAAUUCAGACUCCCUUUCCCCCUCUCUUCUCAUUUUCUGAGCAGUUAGGUUUCUAAUUUGUUCUUGUUUUCGCUGGAAGUGCCUGACUUAUGUUGUAUGAACUGCUCUGAUUUUGCUUUAUGGGUGUUUCUGCAGGUUCUCCAUGCCCAUCAUGAGCUUCAUUUCUCUGGGUGUUCCCUUUCUUCAUCUCAAUCAAUGUGGAAGGUUUUCAUUGAGAAGGAUUAAACACUAAAGCAUGGAGAAAUCUUAUGAACCAGCAAAUGGAAAUGGAUUUACUGAUAAUGGUCAUAGGACCAUGAGGUACUCUCCUUAUCAGCCUUGUAUUAAGGUAUCAUUAUCUUGGCUGGAUAUAAGAGUUUUCUAUGUUAGAGUUAGUAAAUGUGAGAUUGAUGAUUCCACUCCUGAGUACCUUACUCUGAAUCAUAUUCCACUGAAUCGAGAUACCCUUCUUGAAGUAAACGGUGUAAGAAGUAGCAUCUAUUCAGAUGGUGUAUCAACUCUUCUUAGAAGGGAUCGGUUAGAUAAAAAAUCUGAAGAAGCUACAUUUGUGAGCACUGAUAGUGUGAGGAUGACAGGGAGUGUUAAGUUUGAGGUCUUUGAUAAGGAUGUUCUAGUGCUAUAUGGAGUCUUAGAAAUGUCUAAUAGUAAUGGGUUCACUGGAAAAUCAAAAAACAUCGGCCAGAGAUGGAGCAUGACUUGUGAAUUAGACAUAGUCCCAGGCACCAGCUUCUUGAAGGGGAAACAAUAUAUGGGUGGUCCAGAGUCAGCUUCACCAGCAAUUGAGGUUUACAUUGCGGGUUGCUUCUCAGGUACUCCAAUUAUAUUAACUAAAACUUUGCAACUUACCCUUAGGAAGAAGCAAAUCCGGAAGGGCAUGUUGGAUUCUAUACCAGAGUAUGAUGCUACUGAAUGCCAGAAAGAUGAAACAGCUGGGCUUUCUUUACAGAUGUUGCAGAUAUCGGAACACCCAAACUACAAACCAGAAAAUGAAGACUACAACACCUUGUACUCAGGGACAGAGUAUUUGGAAGGUGAAGAUGGGGAACUCUCAUGGUUCACUGCUGGAGUAAGGGUGGGUGUUGGGAUUGGCCUCAGCAUUUGUCUCGGAAUCGGCAUAGGAGUGGGGCUGCUGGUCAGGACCUACCAAGGCACCACCAACAACUUCAGAAGGCGGCUACUGUAACCAUCUAUUCUGCUCCCAUAAGUCAUAACCCAAAGAGGACAGCCAACUUGGUAGUGUUUCUGAGGGGCUCAUAUCUUGCAAAUAAGUGCAGGAAAUGCAUGAAUCGGGUACGUUCUACUGCAGAGACCAUUGAGCCUUUGAAUAAGAGGGUCAUCGUCACGAUGCAAAGGUACUAUCAUAAUUGCAGGAAUUUUUCCAGCAUUCCUGCCACUCGACUAUGUAGGACAUAAGCUUGUUAGUAGAUUGUGAUCCUCAGUCUGUCACCUUUUAUUUUUGUGAUUUUUUUUUUCUUUCCCUGAUUUGUAAGUUUAGUAAGGGUGUUGAUAGCAGUGAAGCUAUGAUCAUGGAAUCGGAAAGAGAUCUAGAUAACCUUCUUUGGGUUGUUCUCUUUGCUUAUGGUCUCAAUUUUCUAUUCCAUUGGAAUGUAUGGUUUUAAAAUUUUAUGCAAAA